AUGUCGAUACUGUGGGAAAAGAGCGAGGCAUGGAGGUGGAUAGUGAGGAGGACAAGAGACUCAAAGCCAUUCUUCUUCGCAUUCGCUACAGUAUGCGGUGUCGUUCCAGGUGUGAUUGGGUAUUUCGUGAUGCAGACCACCAACGCCCGCAACCCUGAGCUCGAAGCUCGCCUCCGCCAGAACGCCCGUCCUGAUUCCCUUAUGAUGGGUAAAGUUAAUCGAGAGAGACUGGCAGAAUACCUUGGGGAGCUGCAGCGGAAAGAGGAUACAAACGAUCGCUAUGUAGCUGCUCUGAGAGGGGAGACAUUGACAAGAAAACCAUACGUGAGAAUUCAGCCAAUACCUAAGCAGAAUAACACUGAAGCUGACAUGGAACAGAAACUUGAUAACAAUCGAAAGAAGUAG
Messenger RNA from Dovyalis caffra, 405 nucleotides. NCBI's taxonomy places the organism in Eukaryota, Viridiplantae, Streptophyta, Magnoliopsida, Malpighiales, Salicaceae. The record is from the annotation of a GenBank genome assembly.